UUCUAGUAGGAACCUAGCAAAGAAGACAAUACCUCUUUUCGCAUGGCGAUUAUCUCCUUUUCUUAUGUCCUUUCAUCGAUCGAGUUAUAUCUGCUUUGUUCUGUUCUAGUCAGAUGUAGACAAUGUCUGCGCAAGAUGUAUUUUGCACGAAAAGAAAUAUCUGCUAUUUGUUAGCUUUCUGUUGUUUUUUCCUGCGGAUAUUCCGUACGCGUUUAUCGCUUCACGGUUUUUCUUCUACAUUAUCUUUUUACGGUCUCUCGUUCACGGUUGUAGUAGAUGCUUUGCAUCACUUAAAAUAAUGCGCACACAUUUACACGCUCUAAUUCUAAUCAGACUAAUCACUCGCAAAACUUAUAUAAUUCUAUCGUAUGCAUCAUACGUUUACCACGAACGUAUCUUGAACCAACCUCAAGACAGUUAUUUCCUUCGCAAGUUUUAAUAACUGUUCGUCAAAGGGUGAGGAAAACGGAAUCGAAAAACGUCUGUUGAAACUGAUGCGUUUUCCGAUUCUAUACUUAGUAUGUAGUAAUCAUCAGUUGUUUUUGAUACAUGAAACAUUAUAUGACACGGAUCAGACAUGUUUAGGGUAGCUGUUCCUUUAUCCCUGGCAUCACAUGCGAAAAUGUUUUGUACCCUCUCCUCAUCCUAUACUGUGACGCUGGAGUCCUGGCCCUAUUUUGCCUGUGGUUUGAGGUUAUCCUAAAGACUUUGCCCUACUCUUCGAAAAUUUUGACAUUUUUGUAUGACGAUCAUUUAUUUUAUUUUUUUCAUAUAAAUUGUAGAUGAAAUCAUCAUUUUUCUUAGUAUCGCUCACAACUGACUUGAGCGUCGUAUCUAAUAGGGCAGGCAUGCAAGGGUAACGAUAAUCAUUAUCGUAUUUAUCGGUCAAAAUACGACAAAGCAGAUAAAAUUCGUAAAGCCUCAAAGAAACCUAAAAUCAGGCGAAGCUGCGUCGAUAACAAGUGCAGACUCCUACUCAGAGCGUUUCGACUCAUGUCUUCAUUUUAUUAGCUACCAGUUACUAUUUAAACUUAAAAUAUUUGAAAUUGAAAAACGCUUAAAUUGUAUUUUCUCCUACACGAGAGCAUUUCUGAAGCUUGAGUCUGCUACAUUUUACAAUGAAAAUGCAAGUUUGUAAAUGUCACUUGCUGGAAUCGCAUUUUUAGAAGCCGGUUUUUAGAGUUAAAACUAGUUUUUACUAUUUUUCAUUCGAAAGAUCGAGUCAUACAAAGUCUAGUAUAGCAGCUGAUAAAAAUUAGGAAAUCAUAUUUUCUACAAGGUUAUCUCUAGACUCAACUUGGAAAUACACUUUGUACAGGGUGAGUAAAAAGAAAAGUCGGUUUUCCGUUAUGAAGAAAUUAUUUUUUUUGAACAGAGUCUAAAGACAACUUUGUAGAAUUUAAUUUUCCUUCUUUUUCUCGUGCUGCUCUCAAGUUCAUACAAAUCGCUCUUUCUAACGAAAAACUUUAAAAGCUAUUUUUCAGCCGAAAGAUCGGCUUCUAGAAAUCCAACUCCAUCAGAUAAACUUCAGAAAGUCGAAUUUCUAGUCUCAGAUCUACCAAACUCAAAUUUUAGAAAUGCUCUUUUGAGAAAGAAAAUUCAUUUGAAACGUUUUUAUUCAAAUGUUUAAAACUAAAGUAGCACCUCCAAGUCACUAUAGUGCACAGAAGAAAUGAGAAUUGUGUAGAGAAUCUGUAAACAGAAGCAUCGCCCUACUCUGACCGCAGGUUUGGCUUACGUUUUGAUUGUUUUGUAAACUCGGCUAAUUAUAUCGUAUUUAUCGUAGUUUGACCGAUAAUGCCGACAACGAUUAGCAAUAACAAUAAUCGAUAAGAGGCGAUUAUCGGUAAGGUACAAUAAACCGAUAAUAUUUCGUUAUCGUUGCAUACCUAGUGCCUAGAAUAUAAUUCAUCCAGAUUUGUCAAACGAAGCCUUAUUCCACUCUGGAGAGUAGAGUAGGAUAAGGGUGUCUUGCACACCUCUACCGCGGUUGAAGCACUCAGCAGCAUAUUUUAUGUAUCGUCUAGAUGGAACUACUAGUUUGGUUCGGGUUUGACGUCGACCUUCAGAUGAACUAGGAAUAUCCUGCAACAGUUUGGUCCUUGAGUAUCCUUGAUGUUAAUCCUCAGGCGUGCGGCUUACCUUAAAGUUAAACUUAGAUCAAUAACCAAUCCGCUCUCUCUCUCAAACCUGAUGUGGAGAGAAGGAGAUCUCGUUGUUAAUUGCAAUACGAUGGUAGUUUUAUUGAAUAUGACUAUUAAUGUUAUUAACGCUUAAAUAAUGUAUCUUUCCCAUCGAACAGAUGUACUGAACUAUUAAUCUAGUUUGAGUUUGAUGUUGACCAUUAAAUAAAAUAGGAAUAUUCUGCAACGGUUUAGUGCACUUCUGCUUUCGAAGGCUUGUGUCGUGAAGAGACAGACGGCGUCUAAUCUUCUUAAGAAGGGGUGGAUAUUCGGUUUUUACCACCAGGAUAUGAGUGUGUAGUUCUUCAAAGCUCUUUCCUUUUCUUUAGAGUUCAGCGAUUAAUUCGCUUUCUCUCUUCAAAUCGAUAUGAAACUCUUGAUGACAUCGAAGAAGGAGACAAUGGUAAAAAUCAGCAGCAAGAUGUCAGUAUUUUGAAUUUGGUAAGGUCGUGCAAUCAAUUAUUUUAUUCAUCUUUCAAUCAAGAAACUUAAUCUUUUGUUUAGUUUCGGUUUGCUAAUCGUUCAGAUGUUACCUUAAUUAUACUGGCAGUUUAUGCGUCUAUACUACGCGGUGUCUGUUUUUCAAUGUUUUUAGUUAUAUUCGGACGUUUAGCCGGCUCAUUAGCUACUCAUACAUCUUCUCUUUGUCAUUUAAAUUUUAAUGAACUUAGUGAAUAUUGCCCAGUCGGUGUAACGCUACAUCCAUUCAAUUUUGAAUCCUAUCAGCACUAUUGUGCCAUUCAUCUUUUCAAUGUUACCGAUUAUAAAACAGAUCUCACACACGAAGUUUAUUCAAAAGUGUUACAAUUAGUAGGACUUGGUGUGCUUAGUAUAUUACUUGCGUAUCUUCAAUUUAUAUUUCUCGAUAUUUCGGGGAAAAAGCAAACAAAUCGUAUACGUGAAAUAUUAUUUCGCACUGUUAUGAAACGCAAUAUUACAUAUUUCGAAACACAUAAAACGGGAGAACUCAGUUCAAGAUUAACAGAGUAUGAAAAACAUUUGGAGGAAACUAGAUUAUAUGGUAUCAAGAGAGGCAUUGUGCUCGGUGUCUUUACCGGUUUUCAACUGAUGUUGUUGUAUUGGACUUAUGUGCCCGGCUUUUGGUUUGGUAUGAUAUUUGUUAAUGGUGACAAAAGCCUCUCUACUGGUGACGUUGUGGUUGUCCUCACGUCUGUUUCGUAUGGUGUCUCAUUUCUCAGUAACGUUAGUUAUGCUUUACAAGCCUUUGCAGAAGCACGUGGGGCUGCAUUGAGAAUAUGGCAACUGAUUGAUGAACCAAACUGCUACACGAAAUCAGUGGAUAUUGGAAAGAAUGAGGUGAAGUUGGUGGGCAAAAUUGAGUUUGAUAAUGUUGAGUUUUCUUACUCAACACGGUCAAGUAUAAAAAUAAUUGAUAAACUAAGUUUUGUUGCCUAUCCAGGUGAAACUAUUGCACUAGUUGGUCAUAGUGGAUGUGGUAAAAGCACGUGCAUACAAUUAUUGCUACGAUUUUACGAUCUAGCAGUGGCAAACUGUAUAAGAAUUGACGAUAAAUCUAUUGAACAACUAAAUGUGAAAUGGUUGAGACAGAAUAUAGGUGUAGUCAAUCAAGAACCGGUACUUUUUCAUACAACAAUUUAUGAAAAUAUUAAAUACGGCACACCAAAUCAAACUGUAUCUGUCGAAGAAAUUUAUGAAGCAGCAAAGCAAGCAAAUGCACAUGAUUUUAUCAUGAAAUUACCUAAUAAAUAUGACACACUGGUUGGUGAAAGGGGCGUACAAUUGUCAGGAGGAGAGAAGCAGCGAAUCUGUAUUGCACGUGCUCUAGUGAAACAGCCCAAAAUACUAUUAUUGGAUGAAGCUACAUCAGCUUUAUUUCCAUGCCGAACAACACUCAUUAUUGCUCAUCGUUUGAGUACAAUAAGACAAGCGGAUAGAAUUUAUGCGAUUGACAAGGGUAAGAUCGUUGAACAAGGGACUCAUGAUACAUUAAUGGAGAAGCAGGGAUAUUACUAUGAACUAGUUCAAACACAAAGUAUUCAACAUGCGGAGGAGCAACCUGAAAAUUCUGAUGAAAUUCAAAAUGAGGAAAAAAUGCGUAGAAUGUCAAGUGCUGUAGAAGCGGAUAUGUCCGAUACUGACAAAGAUCUGAAAAAUAGUAGAACACAUUCACCCUUAGUGAAACUGUUAAAAUUGAAUAGUCCAGAAUGGUACUUUAUCUUGUUUGGCUCUUUGGCUUCUGUUUUUGAUGGCUUAAUACCGCCAAUAUUUGGCGUUAUUCUGAGUAAAGUAAUCGAAAAUCUUUUCUUGUCUUUAUCUGGCUCAACUUUAACAAAACGUGUGCGUGAGAAAGCAUUUUAUUCAAUGUUACGUCAAGAAGUUGCUUGGUUUGAUCGUCCAGAAAAUAGCACUGGCGCUUUGUGUACACGCUUGUCUACGGAUGCUGUUGCUGUGCAAAAGGUGACGGGUGUUAAAAUCGGUGUUUUUGUCAAAACGCUGUCCAAUCUUGGAAUUGGAUUGGCAUUGGGAUUUGUGUUUAGUUGGCAGUUGGCACUUGUCAUGCUGGCAUUUAUCGUAUUGACAUUUGUGUUGUGUUAUAUCCAAAUCUAUUCAAUGGCAAGACUCAAUAAUAAAAAUAAAUUUAUUAUUGAGCAAGCUGGUCAAUUAGCGAAUGAAUCUAUUAACAACAUUCAUACUGUUAUGCAACUGACAAAAGAAGAUGAUUUUUGCGAUCAAUAUUCAUAUAUGAUAACUAAAGCAUACACAUCAUCGAAGAAGCAUGCGCAGUUAUCCGCUAUUAUUUUUAGUACAAUAACACCAAUGGCACUGUUCAUUUUAGCUGCCUUGUAUGGUGCAGCCAUGGUAUUACUUAAACACAACGAAAUCAAGCCAAAAAAUGUUAUGUUGUAA
Didymodactylos carnosus is the source of this 5072-nucleotide messenger RNA. The record is from the annotation of a GenBank genome assembly. Lineage: Eukaryota; Metazoa; Rotifera; Eurotatoria; Philodinida; Philodinidae.